AGGUUGGGAUUUAUGCCGUUCUUUAGAAUUAUGGAAACAAAAUUCAAAACAAAAUAUGUCAACCAAGCCAAGGAAAACAGGAUGCUAAGUCAUUCUUAUUAAGCGUUAUAUAGGUGUACUAAAGGGGGAGUUUCACUACGAUUUUUUACUCAAGUCGAUAAAUAGGAUUUUAGACAUGGACACAAAUAUUAAAGUCGUUCCACUAUCAUGCGCUGUACAGACAUAUGCUUGGGGUAAAAUUGGCGAUCAAAGCACUGUAGCAGCGUUAGCAAAAAAUCAAGCAGGUUUCACCUUCGACCAACACAUGCCCUAUGCGGAGUUGUGGAUGGGGUCUCACCCGAAGGGACCAUCAAAACUUAUAAACAUGCCUGACUCGCUCAGUGAAAAUAACAGCUAUUUGGGAGAUUGGAUCACACAAAAACCGUCCGUACUAGGCACAGAUGUUUACCAAAAGUUCGGCGCGAGCUUGCCUUUCUUGUUCAAAGUAUUAUCGGUAAACAAAUCCCUCUCUAUUCAAGCGCAUCCGACGAAAGAACAUGCUGAAAUUUUGCACCAAGAACGCCCCGAUGUUUACCCAGAUCCAAACCAUAAACCUGAAAUGGCAAUUGCUUUAACAAGAUUUGAAGCUUUGUGUGGAUUUCGUCCAGCUUCGGAAAUUUUGAAUUAUUUUCACGAAGUGCAAGAAUUUUUAGCGGUAGUUGGACAGGAAGCAGUCGAUGGUUUAAUCAAUGCUGAAAUGGCUACACAGAGAAGUAUUCGAAAAUCAGCAGUUCAUAAAGCGUUGAAGCAUUGUAUGACGUGUUUAAUGGAGUGCGACCCGAAAAUUCUAAAAAUUCAACUUGCUAAUCUUGUGAACAGACUAAAUGAAUGCCACGAAAAGCGGGAAGAUACUACUCCCUAUCUUGGACGACUGUUUUUGCGCAUACACAAUGAGUACCCGGGAGAUGUCGGAUGUUUUGUUAUAUAUUUUCUUAACCAUAUUACACUGGAACCGUACGAGUCGAUAUUCCUUGGUCCAAAUGUUCCGCAUGCUUAUUUAGCUGGUGAUAUAAUUGAGUGCAUGGCAGCAAGCGACAAUGUUGUACGUGCUGGUCUCACUCCGAAAUACAAAGACGUGGCCACACUCACGGAAAUGUUAAACUAUACCCCGCAAACGGUUUUAGAAACCAAAUUUCUUCCAACACAAGAUGAUAAUGAUAAAUUCCUUAGUGUAUAUAAUGCACCGGUAGAUGACUUCAGUGUACGGAAAAUUCAGAUACCAUCACAAACGUUAAAAGAAUACGACAUGAAAAUUCUACAUGGACCUAGUAUUCUGCUGACCAUGUCAGGGAAAGCAGAUCUCGUGUUUGGAACGAACUCGACCAAACUAUGUAAGGGGAGCGUGUUGUUCAUCAGUAGUGGUACCCAUGUAUCAUUAAAAGAUAUCGCUCCAGAUGAAGAAGUACUUUUGUUUCAAGCUUAUUGCGAUCUUCAAAGGACUUGAAAGUGUGUUUCGCUGUGAAUGUUUUCCCGGGUUUUCAUUAUCCUAAAUCCUGAACUAUGAGCUUUUAUAUGAAUAAGUUACAUCAAGUAUGUGUUAUAAUGUCUGUGGAAAGUUUCACUACUUCCUAUCAUUUCAAUUUUUUUUCAAUCAGAUGUUAGAUAUUGUAUCGUAUAAGGUACAGACAUUUCGUAUAGCUGAAUAUAUAUAUUUUUAUAGCAGAGUUUUUUUUGUAUGGAUAUAAUACGAAGACAUUUCAGGCUUGCAGGCCAUUUUUAGAAUGUUUGCAAUGUUUUCGAUAUUUGUUACAUAAAUCUACUAAAAUGACUUUCAAAAUACCACGCAAGUUUGAAAAGAUGGCUUUUACACCACGCACGCGUUCACGUGAUGUUAACUUUCGAUUUGUUACAUAAUUUCGUCGUUGAACUGAUGUAGGAAAUUUUUUUUUGCAAUCUUGUCUCUUAGUCAUGUAACGAAUGCACGAAUUUAUCUCGUAAUUAGUAAGAUUAUUUAUAGUUACUAUUUAUUUUUGUUUUAUUUUAUCAAUGCCUGGUUUACAUUGGCGAAAUAUAAGUAUGAGUUAAAAGUAUAACCACUUUAUUAUUUUCGUGUAAACCAAAUGUUAUUCAAUUGAUCAUAUGUAAAGCUAACCUACCACAUGAAAACAAGUUGAUUUCAUAUAAAAAGGCUUUGGAAAGUUGUCCAAGAAUUUAUUUAUUUUUUUGUAAAAUAUUUAUUCGUUCUUAAGAUAUUUGACUUUAAAUUUUCACUAAUUAUGCAUGACCACAUCUCCCAGAUCUAAGUGAUGUGUUGUUUGAAGCCGACAAAAAUGGCGACCAAUCGAUUUCGAGUAAUAAUGACGAUCGUCGCAAAAAUCGUCCCGGGGAGAUUAACCUUAAUGGUAUUACCAAAAUAUGAUGAUGUAUAUAUGUUUUCAGCCAUUUAGGUUAAUAUUUGGAGCAUAUUAA
Messenger RNA from Hydractinia symbiolongicarpus, 2448 nucleotides. Its product is annotated as mannose-6-phosphate isomerase-like. The transcript is spliced from 7 exons. The record is from RefSeq and is a predicted model, not a curated record. NCBI's taxonomy places the organism in Eukaryota, Metazoa, Cnidaria, Hydrozoa, Anthoathecata, Hydractiniidae. Gene Ontology annotation, molecular function: mannose-6-phosphate isomerase activity; zinc ion binding. Gene Ontology annotation, biological process: carbohydrate metabolic process; GDP-mannose biosynthetic process. Bases 176 to 1483 code for a protein of 435 amino acids. Gene Ontology annotation, cellular component: cytosol.